This is a messenger RNA of Phragmites australis (common reed), 921 nucleotides long. RefSeq lists its product as uncharacterized. The record is from RefSeq and is a predicted model, not a curated record. Lineage: Eukaryota; Viridiplantae; Streptophyta; Magnoliopsida; Poales; Poaceae. The transcript has 8 exons. Gene Ontology annotation, cellular component: preribosome, large subunit precursor; nucleolus. Gene Ontology annotation, biological process: maturation of LSU-rRNA; maturation of 5.8S rRNA. The coding region runs from base 161 to 766 and encodes 201 amino acids.
GUGCCGCCUACCCUUGCCUUCGGCAACCGCCGCGGAAAGCCAGACCAAAAUCUCGCCGCCGUCCCAAAACCCUAGCUUCCUUCAUUCCCUGCUCCCGAGCAAGCAGCACCAGCAAGAGGAGAGCAACCCCAGUGGCGUCGAAUAUGAGCGACGACGUGGUAUGGCACUGCAGCUUCAUGGCCAAGAUCGCGACGGGCAUCUUCUGCCGGAACCCCUACAAAGCGACGGGCAUCUGGAACCGGAGCUCCUGCCCCCUGGCCAACAGCCGCUACGCCACCAUCUGCGAUCACGACGGGAGAAGAUCGUAACCGUUCCCAGAAAGAAGAAUCAGCGUGAUUUCAGGAAAAUGAAGAAAGCUGAAUUGGCUGCAGAAAUAGAUAAGUGUGUUCAAAGUGAAUUACUUGAACGUCUGACGAAAGGCUGUUAUGGUGAAAUCUACAAUUCUUCCUUCAAUGAUUUCAAUACUAUUCUUAACCACAAAAGUGAUGUUCGUGAGAUAGAAGAUGAAAAAGAAUAUGAGUUAGAGUAUGUUCAAGCUGAUGAUAUCGAAAUGGAGAUGGAUGGCAUGGAAGACUUUGAAGGGCUUCCUAACAGUGAAGAUGGUGACAUAGAUGAAGAUGAUGAUCUUUUACAUGAGGCAGUUGCAAAGAAACAGAAGGGAUCGGGUUCUAAUUCGAGAUCAAUGGUUGGGAAAAGGUCUAUGAAGGUUAUAACUGAGUUGGAACACGACGAGGACACGCAUCACAAGCAAAGGACGCUAGUGUGAAUUCAGCAAACAAGGCUUCGACUACUUGCUAGUGCUUUGUUUGCAAAUCCGGCGAAUAUCACACGCGCGUACACACAGACAACCGAGUGGUGGUGGUGCGAGUUGCUUUGCUGUGAAUCCGUGGGAAGUUGAUUACCGGUACAGCGGAUUGGCCU